This is a messenger RNA of Meloidogyne enterolobii, 1979 nucleotides long. The record is from the annotation of a GenBank genome assembly. NCBI's taxonomy places the organism in Eukaryota, Metazoa, Nematoda, Chromadorea, Rhabditida, Meloidogynidae.
UUUAACAACACUUACCAAUUCACAUAUAAAAUGACGUCACUGCCUUCUUCGAGUACUGCAGCACCUUUUGUGCCUGAAACUAAAAACAACAUUCUACAGAAGAUGGACACUGUCCUCCUUCGGAUUCUCAACUCUGCCCACCUCAAAACUCACAAAUACUUUCGUGUUUCAGUGCCUCAAGCUAUUACUGGCCAAGUUUUGGUUCAACAUAUACAUAAUGCUUUCUAUGCUUCUUCCUCGCUUUCUUCUUCAAACCAGCCCCCUUCAACAGUUAUGACGGCUGAAGAUGUUGGGGAAGCUGUCCAUUUUGCUACAAUGCUCUUGCAGUAUGGCUACAUCUUUCCGGUUAUUGAUGUGCAUGCGCAGUGUGUUAAGGAAGAUGGAACUCUAUAUAGGAUACAACUUCCAUAUUUUUGGCCAUCACAUGCUCAACAAGCUGAUAAUGUUGAAUAUGCCAUAUAUCUUUCAAAACGUCUUUUACGCAAUGAACUGAAACAUGGACUGGACGAGGAAGAAGCUGAUGCCUACAAUAGGUCUUUCGAACUUUUAAGCCAUAUGUGGACUUUCAUCUCUGCCCAAGCAGAACUUCAACUUAAAGCGUUAAAAGAACGCAAAAAGGCUGAAAAAGUUGUUUUUGACACGGAAGAAAGAGCUUUUUGGAGGACGAGAAGGCCAGGUUAUUGUUAUACGGAUUUUAUAAGUGGUUGGUCCCCGUCCACGCCUCCUCCCGUGGCGCUGUCUCCCCGAAAAGUUUUCCCCGUGGCCCCCCUCGGUGACCAACUCUAUUCUUUAUCCUUUUCCUUAAAUUUUUUUUCAAAAUUUUUUAAUCGUAUCUUUUUAGGUUAUUCAAACAUGGUCUUUGAAGAAGGUUUACAAAAGCUUGACCGCAAAAUUCGUAGGCCUACUAUUAGCCAUCUUCACACAACAAUUGAACGUUUACGAUUAGCUCUAAAAACUAAGCCUUGGUUAAAAAUGCUGAAAGCUAGUGAAAUAAUGACUAAUUGGACGGAACAAUUUGCAGAAUAUGACCCUUUUCUUUCAUCACCACAGCCUUCGAAUCCUUGGAUUUCUGAUGACUCAACACUUUGGGUUUUAAAUGCUGACAAUGUUGAAGUGCCUACGGAAAGACGUGUUAAGCGUUGGGGAUUAAGUGUUAUCGAGUUGGUUAGAGAUCCUAUUGGAAGACAGGUGCUAGAAUCAUUUCUCGAUUCCGAAUUUUCUUCCGAAAAUCUUCGUUUUUGGAUGUCUAUUCAAGAUUUGAAAUAUUCGGCAAAUUCACAAAUAGAAACUAAAGCUCAAUUAAUUUUGGAUGAAUAUUUGGCUGCUGGUUCUCCUUGUCAGGUUAAUGUUGACUCUCGUACUCUCGAUGAAACGCUUAAAUGUAUAAAUGAAUCUCAUACUUCUAGACGUUUUGCCUUUUCUUUAGCUGAAGAACACGUUUUUACUUUAAUGAGUAAAGAUUCAUAUCCACGUUUUCUUCGCUCUCCAAUAUAUAAGGGUGUAUUGGAUGCUGCAAAAGCUAAAGGCAAAAAACGCAUUUUCGAUGUCAUAAAAGAAUUGAGCAACGUUAGUGUAAGCACCAAACGUACACCAAUUCAAAAACAUCACAAAAUGAGUAGAAGUAGUGCUUGUGUUGAUGUAAUAGAAGGAGGAGGAACAACAUCAUCAUUAACAACACAAUCACAUCAAACAUUAAAUACUGGAACAACAAUAUCACCACCACCAGGCGGAGGAGGUGGAGGAUUGACAACAUCAACAACAAUAUCAAAACAAAUAAGCUCAGAUUCUCUUCCAUUAAUUGCUGGAGGAAGUAGUAGAUCACCAGUUUCUUCUUCUCUAAAUUUAUCUCCUCCAAUGUUAGCUGGUGGGGGUACAACUUCGUCGACUACAACUAAUACAAGUGAUACUUCUGGUACUUCUAAUAAGGAAGGAAAGUAAAAUUUGUUUGUGUGAAUUGGUAUAUUUUUUGAAUAAUUUUU